This is a messenger RNA of Nymphaea colorata (pocket water lily), 884 nucleotides long. RefSeq names its product CEN-like protein 2. Bases 70 to 591 code for a protein of 173 amino acids. The transcript is spliced from 4 exons. The record is from RefSeq and is a predicted model, not a curated record. Lineage: Eukaryota; Viridiplantae; Streptophyta; Magnoliopsida; Nymphaeales; Nymphaeaceae.
GAAGCGUGAACCAAUCACAAGACAGUUCGAGAAAACAAUCCCCUCUUUCACUUUCCUCAUUUGACAUCCAUGGCUAGGGUGUUUGAGCCUCUUGUGGUGGGAAGAGUCAUAGGAGAUGUUCUUGAGGAUUUCUCUCCCAGCAUCAAAAUGAGUGUGGUAUACAACUCCAGCAAGCAAGUCUGCAAUGGCCAUGAGUUUAUGCCCUCUGCGGUACAACCCAAGCCCAGGGUUGAGGUUAAUGGAGGUGAUCUCAGAUCUUUCUUCACUCUGAUUAUGACUGACCCUGAUGUUCCAGGCCCCAGUGACCCUUACUUGAGGGAGCAUCUCCACUGGAUGGUGACGGACAUUCCAGGGACAACAGAUGUUAGCUUUGGAAAGGAGGUUGUGGCUUAUGAGUCACCCAAGCCAUAUAUUGGCAUACACAGGUUCGUGUUUGCUUUGUUCAAGCAGAAGAAAAGGCAAUCUGUUAGCCCUCCUCCAUCAAGAGACCACUUCAACACCAAGAAGUUUGCACGUGACAACGAUCUUGGUCUUCCUGUUGCUGCUGUUUACUUCAAUGCCCAGAGAGAGACUGCCGCAAGGAGGCGCUAGAGAGAGAGAGAGAGAGAGAGAGAGAGAGAGAGAGAGAGGGAGAGGCGCCUCUCGUUGGUCUAAGUAAAGGUUUAGAUGAAAAUAAAAAAGAGCUUUCUACGAGUGAUAAGGUGUAGCGCCAUAAAAUAGGAGACGUGUUUGGCUUGCUUAGUUACAGUGUUGCACUAGUCUGUCUACAGUUCGUCACGGUGUGGAUCUUUUCCUGUCGUGGAUCACAUGGGUCUUUGCUUAUUGCUUUGAUUCAACGAAUGUAAUGAGAUGUAUGGAAGCACAUAACUAUGCUGUAUGUGUAA